Diorhabda sublineata is the source of this 1582-nucleotide messenger RNA. RefSeq lists its product as uncharacterized. Gene Ontology annotation, molecular function: DNA-binding transcription factor activity, RNA polymerase II-specific; RNA polymerase II cis-regulatory region sequence-specific DNA binding. NCBI's taxonomy places the organism in Eukaryota, Metazoa, Arthropoda, Insecta, Coleoptera, Chrysomelidae. Gene Ontology annotation, biological process: regulation of transcription by RNA polymerase II. The record is from RefSeq and is a predicted model, not a curated record. The transcript is spliced from 3 exons. Bases 158 to 1582 code for a protein of 474 amino acids.
UUUUUUGACUUCUAGUGACUGCAGGAACCGAAUAACGUGUAUUAAAGCUGUAAUUUUUUGUAAUUUUCAGAUUAACGAAACGGCUUGAGGCUACGAGAAUCAUGUGAUACGAAUCCGUCCUUUUUAAUCGAUCACGUAUUGCUCAGAUCUGCUCAAAAUGACUUUGGAAGUUUGUAAAAACAUGGAAAGUAUAGAAAAUUGUGAUGAUAUUCAGUUCAGUUUUCAAGCGAUCGAACCCGAUCGAGAAACUGUAAUCGCGACGGAGAAUCUCCGGAAUAUAAACAAGGCUUUAUCGUACGAUUCGAACAACGAGGAUAAUGAUAAUUUGAACACGAUCGUUAAUACGGUCCCCGACAUCGGUUAUAUACCGACUGAGGUGGAAAACUGCGUGGAAAUCGAGUCGACGAACGUUAUGAAUUUACCCGAAAACCAAAUAGUCGAAAUCCAAUUCCGAAACGAAUUUAUAGUUAAUAAUAAUUUAUUAGAUAAUAGCGAAAUCAAAUCGACGUUCAUCGAUCUCAAAGAUGGAGUUUACGAAGAAAUAAUCCCGUAUGCGAUAUACGAGGAUUCGGUUAAAACGAACGCGGAAAUUUUCGAAAUAGUACAACAAGUGGAUGAGCCGAGAGAAAAUCGAAAUGACGAUAACGCCGCGCAAAAUAUCGUAAAUAUUCCGAUGUUGAGUCCUCAAAGCGAAAACGACGAACAAACCGAAACGGAUUUGACCAGUUUAAACUGGUUACAUAACAUCACUAAUAUAAUGUCGAUGCCGAAUAUUCCGACGCCCCCCGUAUCUCCCACUCCCAAACCGAAAAGGAAAUCGAAUAAUACGCAAGAAGAUCUAACGAUUAAUAUUAAUUAUUAUAAGAAGAACGGAGAGAAGAAGCCGCCGUUUUCGUACGCUACUUUGAUAUGUAUGGCGAUGGGAAAAAACGGGAACAAAAUGACUUUAUCGGCCAUUUACCAUUGGAUUAGAGAGAAUUUUUUGUAUUAUAGGAAAGCGCAUCCCAGUUGGCAGAAUUCAAUACGACACAAUUUAUCUUUAAAUAAAUGUUUCGUGAAACAUCCUCGAUCUAAAGAUCAACCAGGUAAAGGAGGCUUUUGGAAAUUGGAUUUAGAAAGAUUAGAAGAGUCUAGGAGAUCGAAAAGAAGAUCAAGUCUAACGGUGAGGGCACCGAGAAAUCGACAUCCCGAUCAAAAAGCACAGAAACCUUCAAGAAAAACUAAAAGGUAUCGUUCAAAUCAAAAUACAGGUGAAAGAAAACACAAUAUUCUCUCCAACAUAUCAAUAUGUGGCGAUACCGAUAUCGAGAAUUUCGAUGAAAUUAAGAAAAAAGAGAAUAAGUUCGAUAAGAAAUCACAAAAAGACGCCGGUUUCCUAGCUUCGGAAUCCGAAGAAGAAGCAACGAAAGAAGACAACACAACAAGAGAUUUUGUACCCAGUUCGAUGCCAAAUCAAUCUGUCGUGACUGAACCCGUCAAUCAAAUGUUAGCUGAAGACGAAUUGACUGGACUAUUGUUAGCUACAAACGGUUGGGAUGAAUGUCAAUUAGAAUUAUUAGAUUCCCUUUUAGAUUCGCUAUAA